AUGAAUUUUUGUGUUUUUAUAAUUUCCUCACUUCUCUUGCUACUCCUUGUGACUACAACUGGCAGCCAAUUGGUAGCUGCAGGAGGAAAUGAUAUGAAAAAGAAGUGUUUGGAUAAUGAGAGAGAUGCUCUCCUUCUUUUCAAAGCUUCCUUUCAAGACCCUUAUGAUUAUCUCUCUACAUGGAGAGCUGAUGAGCAUGACUGCUGUAAAUGGAGUGGAGUCACGUGCAGCAACCAAACAGGUCAUGUCACAGGGCUUGAUAUCAAUGUAUAUUGGCUUGAAGGUGAGAUAAGCCAUUCACUGCUUAACUUAACCUACUUGAAUCAUCUUGGCCUUUACGGUAACGCUUUUUAUGGAACCAUUCCCACCUUCAUUGGUUCUUUGACUCGAUUAAGGUACCUUAACCUUGGCUUGAAUCAUUUUAAUGGGACCAUUCCCAGGUCAAUUGGUUCCUUGACUGAACUAAGUUACCUUUCCCUUUCUUAUAAUUCUCUUUAUGGAACCAUUCCACCAGAGUUGGAAACCUCACCAACUUGCAAGAGCUUCAUCUUGAUUCUGUUGGAAGGUGUAGAGUGGAAAAGGUAG
Lactuca saligna is the source of this 585-nucleotide messenger RNA. NCBI's taxonomy places the organism in Eukaryota, Viridiplantae, Streptophyta, Magnoliopsida, Asterales, Asteraceae. The record is from the annotation of a GenBank genome assembly.